GACUUCGGUUUACAAGCAGAAAAGAAGUUGUCAUCUUCCAGAAAGCAGCUGGGACCGAUUCCAGCAGUGAUGGCGAAUGAAUUGAGACGAAUUGUUUAUCUCACCGUGUAAAGGAGCGUUUAGUCGGUUACAACCGUCUUGGGAAGUGGUACACGGCUCUGGCAGGGGCUUUGGCAUCUGGCCCAGCUGUAUGUGGCUGCUGUUCACAUUUUGCAUUUUUAUGAGGAAUGAUCUAAGGUGCUUCUUCUACUGUCUUCUGAACAUACUGCUGAUUCUUCUAUGGACACAGAUUGAGGUGCAGCAUCCAGUGCAGAUAGAGUAAAGUGGAGAGAGGAAGAUGCCAGCCCCACCUCCCCCACCACCCCCUGGGCCUCCCCCUCCUCCCACCUUUGCUGUUGCCAACACAGAGAAGCCAUCUCUAAACCGUUCAGAGCAGCAGGGAAGGAAUGCUCUGUUGACUGACAUUACUAAAGGCGCCAGAUUGAAGAAAACCGUUACCAAUGACCGCAGUGGACCCAUACUGGACAAACCCAAAGGAGGAGGAGGCGGUGGCGGUGGGGGAGGAGGCGGUGGUGGUGGUGGUGGUGGAGGAGGUGGCGGAGGAGGUUUUGGUGGUGGGGCUCCUUCUGGUUUAGGAGGCCUAUUUGCAGGAGGGAUGCCAAAACUGAGGUCUGCAGCAAACAGAGACACCACUGACUCAGGACCCAGCCGAGGACCUGUGUUGCCCCCAGGAGGCCGCUCUAGUGGCCCAAGCCCCUUCGGUGGUGGUGGCUCCACUGGGCCACCUAAACUCCCAGGAGCCCCUGGUGGUGUCCGCAGCAACGCCCCUGAUCUUCCCAAGGGCCGCCCAAAUUUCUCAUCCAGACAAGACACUCCAGCAAACCCCCCUCCUCCUGUACCCAAUACACCCCGACCAGCCCAGACCUUCCCUUCUCGAGGAGGCCCACUUCCGCCCCCAGUCCCUGGAGGACCCAGACCCAGUCCGGCUUCUGGGCCUCCACCUCCCAGUGUUCCACCAGGGAGACAUGGACCUCUCCCUCCACCACCAGGAAACUCCUCAGCUGGGCCAAGGCCGAGCUUCUCCACACCUCCUCCUCCACCACCAAGCAGUGGCCGAUCUCCCCUGCCGCCAGCUCCUGGAGGGAGACCCCCGCUUCCCGACGACCGACCCCCACCACCACCAGCUCCUGUGGGAGGCCACCGGCCAUCUAUGCCACGCGACAUGCCCCCUCCACCUCCAUCUGUCAACUCAAAACCACCAUCCUCUGUCUCUUCCUCAUCAUCCCCGCGUUCCUCAGCUGGUGGGGGUGCUCCUCCACUCCCACCAGGGCGACCAGGUCCUCCCCCUCUCCCACCCACGCCAGCUGGAGGGGAUGACCACAGCACACCUCGUCUACCCCAGAGGAACAGCUCACUCAACAGCCAUGGUCCAGCUCCACCUCAUAGCCGGGCAGGACCUCUCCCUCCCCCGCCCAAUGAGAGACCUCCAUCUCUUGGGAGGAACCAGUCCUCAGCACGCACAGGGCCUCUUCCUCCCCCUCCUCCCUCAAGUCGUAGCGUGGGUGGGGGCAGUAUAAGGUCAUCGUCAGCUCCUUCUCCUAUUGGUCGGCCAGGCCCUGAGCCCCCUCGUGGUGGACCUGGUGGAAGACCUCCCCUGCCUCCAGACAGGCCAGGGACAGGAGGAGCCCCUCCUCCACCACCCAUGGGCAAUGGCUUCCAAAACUCUCACCACAACCAGAUACAGGAUGAAUGGGAGUGUCGGUUCACUUUUCAUCCCGUGUCAGACCUUCCUCCACCUGAGCCCUACGUGCCCUUCCAGAAGACUUACCCCAGCAAGCUUGCUAAAACUGAUGGCAGAGGUUCCGGUAAAAAGGAGAGAGGAGCUCCUCCUCUUCCUCCGAUACCCAGGUGAAGAAGUGGGGCCAGCCAUCACAACGCCGUGACCUACCCUCUCUGUUACCCUCCAUGUCUCUCUUCCUCGGUUGCGCUCAUUGCUUUGAACUGCGGCAUUUGGUUCUGUGUGGACUGUAAAACGGAUCUGAAGUACGGUUGACCAAGUAAAAGGACCUACUCACAAUGUGGAGUUUACAUCACGUGCCUCUGUGGCAGCAGAAUGGCAAUAUUCAAAGACCAAAGCUUGUUCCUUCUCCGGUACACUGUGUUCAGAUGAAAAGGAAAAUAGACUUGUACCUCUAUAGGUACUACAAAAAAAAUGUGUUUUUUUCAGGUUUACAGCCAUGGUGGGGGUGGAAGAUGCAUUUUGCUGAUCUGGUUGUUGUGAAUCAUAAGUUACUUAUAAACAAUAGUAUUUUCAUGCACCUUGAUCAACAUUGACUUUGAUCUGUUAGUUAAAUUUUGCAUUGUUUGCUUAGAGUGGGUGAUAGAUUCCAUACGUUGCUUGCUAGAUAUUAUAUUUCAUCAACCAGCUACACUUUUAGAAAUGAAUACAAAUUAUUUCUUGACAAAUAAAGUAGUGUUUGACAGGUAGUACAUAUGACUCACAGCCUGUUUACACAGCCCAGACAGCAUUAGGCAAAGCUAAAUCAGUAUCUCGUGGCAAUAUUAUUUGUCAACAUUAGAGUCCCAGGGUUAUUAUACAGCAACAGUGCAGGGCUUGUAAUCCAACCACCUGCCUUCCUCAAGUGUGUCAAUAAGCUGUUUCUCUCUUUUAUUUGUACCAGUGUUUCCCUCGUGCCUUUUUCUAUUCAGGAUUGUACUUUCAGGCUGCUUAAGAAAAGUUAAGGGAAUUAGCCUUUUGUGCCUUAAAUUAUAUAUGUUUGUUUGUUCAGCUAGGUUGGAUGACCUCUACCAAUGUAAAUGUAAGAACAGAAGCAAUACAGCUGCUUGAUUGCCACGUCACGUAGAAUAUUUAGCAUAGCAUAGUGUCUUCAUUACGGCAUCAACACAUAGAUAUGGAGUCAAACUUAAAAUGGCCACAGCCUCCUGCCAAUGCUGCAUAAAAGAUCAAGGGAAAUGCGGGUGUUUAAUUAGCCAAAGCCACAUGUGCCUUCACGGUAUGUGUAUUUCCACCUGUGUGUUUCUGUUUGAACCACUGAACGGUACUUUUCAUUGGAUUGUUACAUGUUAUGUGAGCAUGCAUAAAUGUUGAUGAUUGAGAUGUUUCAAAGGACAGUAUGGGUUUAUGGCAGUAUUGGUUUACAGUUGAACUGAUAAUUAUUUUGCUGUUUUGUUAAAAGCUGCCCUGACUUACUAUGAAGGACCUGUGUAUGUACCUGUAUGAUUUAAUCAAGUCAUAUUGAAGAAAUGUUAUUUUAAGUUAUGUUUCAGAACAGUGCAGUAUUAUGUUUUUUCUUCACCUAGCACUGCUUUGACUGGUCUUUUGUAUACGUGAUGUACUGUUAUCGUGUGUUGGUCAAAGAAACAUUUAAGACAAUCAUACAGAAGCAGAUCUAUUUACAUAAAUAAAAAAUGCUUUAAAAUGCUUUAUGUGCUCUACCUGGGGUGAAAUGCGCUUUUAUUAGAGUAUACAUUGGAAGCAAUUUGAUAUUCCUCCACAAAGGACGAUCAUUUGAUUACAGACAAGGACGGUGAAUUGCAAUGUCAUCAUCCAGAUGAAAUGACUGGUUUUGUAUUAUCAGAUAUUCAACAUGCAUCAUUUAUGUGUUUGUGCAAUAAAAUUGGGCAAUAAAUUCAUAUAAAAGUGUGUCACAGUACAUAAAA
Molecule: messenger RNA, 3681 nt
Organism: Toxotes jaculatrix (banded archerfish)
Lineage: Eukaryota; Metazoa; Chordata; Actinopteri; Toxotidae
Gene: wipf1b
Product: WAS/WASL interacting protein family, member 1b
Exons: 10
Coding region: 338-1912 (524 amino acids)
Molecular function (GO): actin binding
Source: RefSeq, a predicted model, not a curated record